Molecule: messenger RNA, 301 nt
Organism: Nannospalax galili (Upper Galilee mountains blind mole rat)
Lineage: Eukaryota; Metazoa; Chordata; Mammalia; Rodentia; Spalacidae
Product: espin-like protein
Exons: 1
Source: RefSeq, a predicted model, not a curated record
CGGCCCCGCCAGGGCCUGGGAGGCAGCCGGUCGGCGUCCCAGCAGCCCCGGGGCGGCCGGAUGGGAGCGGAGCCCGCGCCGGGCGACACCGAGGAGGCCAGCGACUCGGGCAUCAGCUGCGAGGAGGCCCCGUCGGAGGCGGGCGCGGGCUCGGGGCUGGAGCCCGGGCUGGACCCGGCCAGCCUGCGCAAGGAGCGCAUCGUCAUGCUGUUCCUCGGCCACUGGAAGAAGUCGACCUACACGCCCGCGCUCAAGGCGGCCGCCUUCAGGACCCUGGAGGCCCGGCGCGCGGGGUCGCGGG